AUGCCCAAAAACGGCAACCGCGGCGCCAACACCAGGAAAUCAAAUGUUUCGCUCGCUUCGAACAAUGAGGACAUUGACAGCAAUGUUGUCUUUGGACAUGCCAAGACCACGAGGAAGGCAAAACAAAGCAGCACAGCAGAAGACUCGGCCACGAAAGGUGGAGAUAUUGUCCCAGCUUCGAGUGAAGAUCCGCCGAAGCAGCCAGACACUAGAAAGUUGAUAGGAGGGGCAUCAUGGACUGGUAAAUUGCCCGUAAAUAUACUUUCAGAACAUUGCCAGAAACAGCGAUGGGCCAAGCCGGAGUAUACUAUGAGUAAAACCCCAGAAGGAUUCUCUUCAAUGGUCAUCCUCAAAUCUACCAAUCCAAAGACAAAAGAGACCCUUGUUCUUCCUUCUUUCAAGCUCCCGCCAUCUCAUAAGCAUCUAGCGGUCCAACCAACAGCGCUGGAAGCUCGACAUUUUGCCGCAACAUACGCCUUAUUUCGUGUCUGUAGCAUGCGCAACAUCCACAUGAUGCUUCCGCCGAAUUACCGAGAUCUAUGGAAAUCUGCUUUUCAAGAUCUGAAAUCUGACGAUGUGAAGCAAGGUAAAGGUUGGAUGUACGAGGCCGACCCGUUUGCUGCCAAGCAGGAGCGAGAAGAGGCUCAGACAUUGAUGGCAAAGAAACGGGAUGAGCGAGAGAAGCAGACAGCAAAAGAAGCGGAUCAACCGGCUCACAUACUGAGUGCUGCUCGUUCAAAUGGUGGGAACUCAAACCGUAAUGUUAUGAAAGGCUGGACAAGGGUGCCUAAAAUUGAUAUGGCAAAGCGGACUCGAGCUCAAGUUGAGAGCCUUGUUCGGAGAGACGACAGGUGGAACAUUUACGCCGCUCGAAUAUCCGAGUUCCAAUGUCGAAAUAUCGUCAACGAAUUCGUAGGUCUCGGCUUCCGAAAGAGCCAUAUAGAAGAGGCGGUACAAGAGUGUAAGGACCGUGAGGAGACUCUCGAAUGGUUGAUCAUCCACGUCCCAGAAGAUGAUCUACCAAUUUGGGUUCUCCCUGAAGGCUAUACCGCGGGCCUCAGCAUGGCUUCCGGUAAUGUGAAAAGAGAGGCUUCCAUUAAGAGGCUUGCAGAAGCAGGUUAUUCGAGUGAGCUUUGCUCAAGACUCCUGGAUGAUUGCCAUGGCAAUGAGAGUAUUGCUGCUGAAGCACUGCAGAACGAGCUUGUUCAUGCGGGAUCAGAUGAACAAAUCAGCUCAAAGAUCUCGUCUUUGAGCUUCGCCGAGGCCGGUUCCGAGUACCAGGACCCUAGCUGGGCAGAGGAGCAAGAGACUCUUAGCUCUAUCUUCGGCGAACGGUUCAAAAUCAUUGAGCGUGAUCUGUUCCAAGUACAAUUAUACAUCGCGGAGCUCCAAGCACCUUUUUGUCUGAGCGUAAGGAAAUCCAGAAUGUAUCCUCAACAGCCUCCGACAGUCUCCAUCAUCUCACCUGGACUUCCUGCCUAUAUUCGACUAAGCAUCAUCCGUCGGCUGAUCCACCACGCGGCUGCGGAUCUCUCAGGCGAGCCCAUGAUAUUCAAUAUGGUCGAUUGGCUUGAAAACAAUAUACCAAAGAUUCUUAACAAUCCUGGCAGACUACAUGAUGUUUCCGCUGUGGCUUCUGGGCGUAGCAAGAAACCGGUGCUUAAUCCUGAAAAAGAACUAAAGGCUCGGAGGAUGCCCACUCAAAUCCAUCGCAAUACGCGGAGCCCGCAGAAUCUCGAUAUCUUUAACCGUUGGCAAGCCAAACAAACAACGCCGCAGCAGCAGAAAAUGCUUGCCGCUAGACAGACAUUGCCAGCAUGGAGGCUGCAGGAAGCCAUUGUCAACGCGGUCAAUGGCCACCAAGUCACUAUAAUCUCCGGUGAGACUGGUUCAGGAAAAUCAACUCAAUGUGUUCAAUUCGUCCUGGAUGACAUGAUCAAACGUCAGAUUGGAGCGGCGGCAAGCCUCAUCUGCACACAACCCCGAAGGAUAUCUGCUAUAGGUCUUGCUGAUCGUGUGAGUGAUGAGCGAUGCUCACGCGUAGGCGAUGAAGUUGGCUACGCUAUUCGAGGCGAAUCAAAGCAGAAGUCUGGGACUACUAAAAUCACCUUUGUGACCACGGGAGUGCUGCUCCGACGAUUGCAGACAUCUGGCGGGACUAAAGACGACAUUGUGGCUGCUUUAGCGGAUGUGAGCCAUGUGGUAGUAGACGAAGUACACGAGCGUAGUCUUGACGUGGAUUUCCUCCUGGUACUACUCAAGGAAGUUUUGGGCAGACGAGAGGAUCUGAAGGUCAUUCUGAUGAGUGCAACUCUCGACGCUGGCGUUUUUGAGGAGUACUUCAGCAACUUCUCAGUUGCGACGAUCGAGAUCGAGGGUCGCACAUAUCCCGUUGAAGACUACUACCUGGACGAUGUCAUCCGUCUGACAGGAUUCAAUUCAGGCUCGCGUAAGAAUGAAGAAAGUGAUGAGGAUGACGUGAAUCCGUCUGUAGCAAGUACCAUUCAAGGAAUCGGUAUGAAGAUCAAUUACAGUCUAAUUGCCAGCACCGUACUGGCCAUCGACUCAGGUUUGGGCUCUCAGGAAGGGGGCAUACUCAUAUUUUUGCCGGGCACUAUGGAAAUCAACCGCACUCUUGACGCUCUUCGAGGGUGUCCUAACAUGCAUGCAUUACCGCUACAUGCUUCACUGAUGCCCACAGAACAGCGACGUGUCUUCUCACCAGCACCUAGGGGCAAAAGAAAGGUCGUCGUCGCCACCAAUGUCGCCGAAACCUCUAUCACAAUUGAAGACAUUGUCGCGGUCAUCGACUGUGGAAAGGUCAAAGAAACAAGUUUCGAUCCUCAAAAUAACAUGGUCAAGCUUGAGGAGAUCUGGGCGUCUCGUGCAGCUUGUAAGCAACGCAGGGGUCGUGCAGGCCGAGUUCAGGCAGGAGUGUGCUACAAGCUGUAUACACGCAUUGCCGAAGCUAAGAUGGCAGAGAGACCGGAGCCUGAGAUUAGACGUGUUCCUUUAGAGCAACUUUGUCUCUCAGUCCGAGCAAUGGGUGUCAUCGACGUACCUGCGUUCCUUGCUAGUGCUCUGACUCCACCGGAGACUUUGGCGGUCAAGGGGGCGGUAGACCUCUUAGGUCGGAUGGGCGCCCUAGAUGGAAAUGAGCUGACCGCUCUAGGAAGGCACUUGUCCAUGAUACCAGCCGAUCUACGUUGUGGCAAGCUCAUGGUGUAUGGGGCUACUUUUGGCUGUCUCGAAGCAUGCCUCACCAUUGCUGCCAUUCUCACGGUCAAAUCCCCAUUCGUUUCUCCUCAACCCAAACGUGAAGAGUCGAAAGCGGCGAGAUUGUCCUUCGGCCCUGGCCAGGGCGACCUGAUCUGCGAUCUGCGAGCGUACGAAGAGUGGUCGCAAAGGAAAUCGUCCUCGAAUUAUCAUGAUGUCAAGUUCUGGUGUGAUCAAAAUUACCUUGCGAGCCGGAUCCUCGAUGACAUCUCCUCCAAUCGCUCGCAAUACCUCUCGUCCCUCAAAGAAGCCGGGUUCCUUCCCUCAACAUACCACUCAAACACACAGGCCUCACUCAACUCGCAGAACUCAAACACGGCGCUCAUCCGCGCGUUGGUAGCCGGUGCAUUCAACCCACAACUCGCCCGAAUCGACUUCCCAGACAAGAAGUUUGCACCGUCAAUGUCAGGGGCUGUGGAACUAGAUCCCGAAGCCAGGACUAUCAAGUUCUUCAACCAGGACAAUGGCCGGGUGUUUGUCCAUCCAAGCUCCACUCUUUUCGAUGCCCAAGGCUUUCAAGGAGGAUCUGUUUACCUAAGCUACUUCAACAAAAUGGAGACUAAAAAGCUAUUCAUCCGAGAAUUAACACCUUUCAACGCCUACAGCCUCCUUCUAUUCUCUGGGCCCAUCACGCUCGAUACUCUUGGCCGGGGUCUCAUAGUCGAUGGUUGGUUGAGGCUACGGGGCUGGGCAAGGAUUGGAGUUUUAGUGAGCAGGCUGAGGAUGAUGCUUGACGAGGUGCUCGCGAGGAAGAUAGACAAUCCGUUCUUGGACUUGGGCAACGAUGAGGUUGUGGCCGUUGUGAGGAAGUUGGUGGAGUUUGAUGGGUUAGAUCGGUAG
Molecule: messenger RNA, 4116 nt
Organism: Letharia columbiana
Lineage: Eukaryota; Fungi; Ascomycota; Lecanoromycetes; Lecanorales; Parmeliaceae
Exons: 4
Coding region: 1-4116 (1371 amino acids)
Cellular component (GO): intracellular anatomical structure
Molecular function (GO): RNA binding; protein binding; ATP binding
Source: RefSeq, a predicted model, not a curated record